Molecule: messenger RNA, 2019 nt
Organism: Coniosporium apollinis CBS 100218
Lineage: Eukaryota; Fungi; Ascomycota; Dothideomycetes
Exons: 4
Coding region: 1-2019 (672 amino acids)
Molecular function (GO): DNA binding
Source: RefSeq, a predicted model, not a curated record
AUGCCGACGCCCAUACAUGAAAGCGAGGUUCUGAUACCGCAAGACACCUCUGUCGACGAGAACGACUGGGCGCAAAUAGAGCUGGGCAACGUUGAGGUGUACAAUGCCGAUGGGGAGCUGGUGUCUCUGUUGCGGGCGGAUUGGGACAGGCCCCUUACAGUGGUAGGGCGAUUGCAGGAUGUCGAGGAGGAGCAGGCGCAUUUGCUUCGAAACUCCUCACACGCAAAUGCAACAAUCAAGGUGACCAAUGUGACGCGCUUCUCCUAUGCAGAGUACAGCGACAAGUCGGUAGCCCUAUACGCACGAGGCGAAGCCGGCUGGUUCAUACUGGGAAAGCCUGCGAGGCCGUACAGGGGAAUAUAUCAAGACAUGGUCGAGGCGGUCGAGGUCAUGUACUUCUUGGUUGACUACCAUCGCCAAACUUCCAAAGACAUAUUCGAAGAGUAUGCACGAAGCCAUGCGCGUCGGUGCCCAACCCCGGAAGCGGCGGCAGAGCUCUACAACAAGCAUCGGGAGUUCCUCGUCUGGAUGAUGCUCGCGAAGAAGGAGAAUGUGACGUGGGGCGCCACGUCCUUCUAUCAUCAUCUUAGACAGCGAUUCCCAGACGUGUUUGCGGCCAUGCGUCAGAGACUUGAAGAGAGAGCUUCCGCGGAGCAGAAAAAACCGACGCAAGCGAAAGCGAGAGGAAGGCCGCGUUUGAACCGAAGCAAUUCACGUGAGCGGGAGGAGUCACGCAAUCUCCCUCAAGCAAAACCUCCUCCAGAGCAGCCACCAAAGAGGCCGAGAGGGCGACCGCGCAAGUAUCCAAGCCCGCCAGUCGAACAACAACCCCCACGUCUCACGCUCGAGGACAAGAUGGAUAUCACCCCCGUCGCGCCCAAGAUUUCAACCCCGUCCACAGCACCAAAAAAGGAUGCCAACUGGUGGGAAGCGAGAGUCAUCUGGGAGCUCCUCCAAAAGGCCUCAUCCCGAGGUCUCAUCUCGAACGACGACCUCACCACCCUAAACCUCGCGUCCGUCCUAACCCGCAAAUACACGAUCGACGACCCCCACCUCGCGAUGAUCUAUAUCCGCGCACACGCCCCAAACCUCCUCUACAUGAUGGCCCACAAGCGCCGCCCCCACCUCGACUGGACCUCGACCUACGUCUUCCACGAACUCUCCACCACCCGCGUUUCACCAAAACAACUCGACCAAACCUCGCACAUCGAGCUCAGGCAGCGCAAACGCGAAGCCCCACCGCCACAACACUCCAGCGUCUCCAUCUCCUCCGACUCCGAGAACCACCGCGCCCGCCGCCGCGGCCCAAGUCGCUCCGUCCUACGUCCCCGCGGCAGCAAGGUGCCCGGCAAAGCGGCCGCCAAAGCCGCCGCCCGUAGAGGCACGCGCCACGCUGGCCGCAAUGCCCAGCCGCAAGUCGGAGAUUCGGAUGAUUCGGAUACGGUGGCGCUCGCGUCGCCCACGAAGCGGAAGAGCGUGGACGAGGCGCACGGGAGGGCGCGGAAACGCGCGGCGAGCGAGGUGAACAUAUUGAAUGCGCGUGUUCUUGAUUCCUCCUCCGACGAUGAUGCGGGCGGCAAGAAAGCGCCCGCUGUCGCGACCGUGACAUCUAAGUCCCUCCCCCUACGCUGGAAAUCUCCUCCCCCAUCCCCCGACGCAACGCCUCGCGCCUCGCCCAUGCCAUUCAUCCCGCUCAUCAUCUCCGCGCCGCUGCCGAGCACGACCGCGAACCUGAAGGGCCAGGGCGAUACCUGGAUCUGCAGCCUCGACGGCUGCAUGCACAAAGUCUACGGCGCGAGCGAGGACGACAGCCAGGAGCUCAUCAAGCUGCACUACCGAGAGCAUGCAAGGAGUCAGGAGAGGGUCGAGCUUGUUAGGAGGGAGGGGGUUGGGGUGGGGUUGCCAGUCAGCAACCUCAUCAGACGGAUUCGGGAAAUGGCGGAGGCGCAGCAGGGUGUGUUACCUUCGUUGGUGUCGACGGGGCUGAAGUUUCCGACUGCGAUACAGCGGCGGUAUUGA